Ilex paraguariensis (yerba mate) is the source of this 1209-nucleotide messenger RNA. Lineage: Eukaryota; Viridiplantae; Streptophyta; Magnoliopsida; Aquifoliales; Aquifoliaceae. The record is from the annotation of a GenBank genome assembly.
GAGAAGGAAAAUUACUCCUAACCUUCAGCUGCUGGAAUUGAGAGAGAGACAGAGAGAGGGUACUGAAUCGUGGGGGUAGAGACAGAGAUGGAGAUUAUAGAGGGCCAUAGGUCAACACCACCUUCAGGCCGCUACACACUACAACCAUCUCCAUUCUCAAGCGAAGAUAUACUCUUCUGCAUAGAUGUGAACACUGAGUCACUUGUGGAAAUGAAAGUCACAGGCCCCAAUGGCCGACCCUUCACCAGAUUGGACACAAUGAAGCAAGCGAUUCUUCUCUUCAUCAAUGCCAAGCUGGCCAUCAACCCUGAUCACCGCUUCGCUUUCGCGGCACUAGGAAAGUCGGCUUCUUGGCUUCGGAAAGAGUUUAGUAGUGAAGUUGAAUCUGCAAUGGCAGCAUUUCGGGGGAUCUCAGUUGACUCGUCUUCUGGUCAUGUGGAUCUCACCCAACUAUUCCGGGUAGCAGCCCAUGAAGCAAAGAAAUCUCGUGCACAGAAUCGGAUCUUCCGGGUGAUUCUACUUUAUUGCAGAUCAUCAGUAGCACCACAACAUCAAUGGCCUGCAACCCAGAGACUCUUCACUUUGGAUGUAAUAUACCUUCACGACAAGCCAGGGCCUGACAAUUGUCCCCAGAAGGUGUAUGAUGCCCUUGUCGAGGCCCUUGAACAUGUCAGCGAGUAUGAGGGCUACAUCUUUGAGAGUGGCCAGGGGCUGACACGUGUCCUCUUCCGUUACAUGUGUGUUUUGUUAUCACAUCCCCAGCAACGUUGCGUGCAAGAUGAUGUUGACAUACCCAAGUCCCUUACGAAAAAGUCACCUGCAGCUGACUCAGCACCAGCAGAAGAAAAUGUUCCUGUGACCAGCCAAUGAGAGAGAGUAAACAGUCGAACAAGUGAAUUGUGGUCAUACACAAGUUGUGUCGAUCGUGCAAGAAAUAGCUUCCAAAUGCCUUCACAGGUGGUGCAAAGUGUGCCAUUGACUGGUUCAGAUUUUGUGACAAAGAAUUGCUUUUUAUUUUUUCUUCUUGAUGAGAAUUAUAGACUCUUGUAGUUAUCCCAAAUGUUUCUGCAAUUAAAACUGAAUGCAUUAUGGAAGAAGCACGACUAUUAUUGUAGUUGAUUGAACAAUGCUUAAAAAUGUGGUAAAGGACAGGUUGAAAAUCAAAGGAAAAAACCUGUAAUAGAUAAUUGCAGUUAGGCUGAAUGGAAG